This is a messenger RNA of Onychomys torridus (southern grasshopper mouse), 2329 nucleotides long. It is a transcript of the gene Rtkn, whose product is annotated as rhotekin. Gene Ontology annotation, cellular component: actomyosin contractile ring. The coding region runs from base 102 to 1574 and encodes 490 amino acids. The record is from RefSeq and is a predicted model, not a curated record. Gene Ontology annotation, biological process: actomyosin contractile ring assembly; mitotic cytokinesis; signal transduction. The transcript is spliced from 12 exons. Lineage: Eukaryota; Metazoa; Chordata; Mammalia; Rodentia; Cricetidae.
CUGCACUGGUAGGAGGGUGGCCGUCGAGGGACCGGAGCCCAAGCCCGAGAGAGACCGAUACCCGGGAAAGCAGGGAACGCACUGAGCAAGGGGCUGCAAGCAUGUUCUCUCGAAACCAUCGGAGCCGGGUCACAGUGGCCAGGGGCUCCGCCCUGGAGAUGGAGUUCAAACGCGGCCGCUUCCGACUUAGUGUCUUCAGCGACCCGCCGGAGGACACAGAGCUACAGAGGAAGCUAGAUCAUGAGAUCCGGAUGAGGGAAGGGGCCUGCAAGCUAUUGGCAGCCUGCUCCCAGCGAGAGCAGGCUCUGGAGGCCACCAAGAGCCUGCUGGUGUGCAACAGCCGAAUUCUCAGCUACAUGGGCGAACUGCAGAGGCGCAAGGAGGCCCAGGUGCUGGGGAAGACAGGCCGGAGACCUUCUGACAGUGUGCCGCCCCCUGAGCGUACCCCUUGCCGUGGCCGGGUCUGCAUUUCUGACCUGCGGAUCCCACUCAUGUGGAAGGACACAGAGUAUUUCAAGAACAAAGGCGACCUGCACCGCUGGGCUGUGUUCCUGCUGCUGCAGCUCGGGGAACAGAUCCAGGACACUGAGAUGGUCCUGGUGGACAGGACUCUCACAGACGUCUCUUUUCAGAACAAUGUGCUCUUUGCAGAGGCAGGGCCAGACUUUGAACUGCGGCUGGAGCUGUAUGGAGCCUGUGUGGAAGAGGAGGGGGCCCUGGCUGGUGCCCCCAAGAGGCUUGCCACCAAACUCAGCAGCUCCCUGGGCCGUUCCUCAGGGAAGCGUGUCAGGGCAUCGCUGGACAGUGCUGGGAGCUCUGGGAACAGUCCCAUUCUGCUGCCUACCCCGACUGUAGGAGGUCCUCGUUUCCACCUCUUGGCCCACACCACCCUCACCCUGGCAGCAGUACAAGAUGGGUUCCGUACACACGACCUCACCCUCGCCAGUCAUGAGGAGAACCCUGCGUGGUUGCCCCUUUAUGGUAGCGUGUGCUGCCGCCUGGCAGCUCAGCCGCUCUGCAUGACUCAGCCCACUGCAAGUGGUACCCUCAGGGUGCAGCAAGCUGGGGAGCUACAGAAUGGGACGCUCGUGCACGGAGUCCUGAAAGGCACAAACCUCUUUUGUUACUGGAGGUCUGAGGAUGCAGACACCGGGCAGGAACCACUGUUUACUAUCUCCAUCAACAAGGAGACGAGGGUCCGGGCAGGGGAGCUGGAGCAGGCCUCAGAAUGGCCUUUCACUCUCGGCAUCAGCAACCAGUAUGGAGACGAUGCGGUGACCAACACCCUCCAGGUGGAGAGCAGAGAGGCCCUGCAGAGCUGGAUGGAGGCGCUGUGGCAGCUCUUCUUAGACAUGAGCCAGUGGAAGCACUGCUGUGAUGAAGUCAUGAAAAUCGAAACCCCGGCACCCCGGAAACCCCCCCAAGCACUGGCCAAGCAGGGGUCCUUAUACCACGAGAUGGUCCUGUCAGAGCCUGUGGCCUCAGGGGGGCCCAGUGAGGGGCUGCUCCUGCAGAAUAAUGCCAUCUCAGCUGAGAUUCGGGCCUUGCUUUCUUCCUAUUACAGUGACAGGUGACAGUCAGGGCUGAGCAGGCCAGGGCUGGAGCUCUGACUAGCCCCUUCCCCUCCCCUCCCCUCCCCCCGGUGCCACAGCUAUUGAGCCGCCAGAUGACCUCGCAGCUGUGACAGACAUCCUGGCCCAGCGGGAGGGCACCAGGCUGGAGACACCCCCACCCUGGCUAGCAAUGUUUACAGACCAGCCCGCCUUGCCUAGCUCCUGCUCGCCUGCCUCAGUGGCCCCAGUCCCAACCUGGACGCAACCCCUGCCUUGGGGGCGACCCCGAACCUUUUCCCUGGAUGCUGCCCCCCCAGACCACUCCCUUGGGGCUUCUCGCUCGGUUGCACCCCUCCCCCGGCAGCGCUCCCCACAGUCCAGAGGCUUCUACAGCAAAAGUCAGCUCAGCGCGUGGCUCCAGUCCCCGGUGUGAGAGAGACACCAGCAACAGGAUCUGACCAAGAAAGGAAAUGACCCAAGAGCAACUGGGCUCUAGGGCCAGCACUCUGGGGCACCAGGCUCUUCUUCCUCUACUGGACUAGAAAGGAAGGCCGGGGAGGGGUAACAGAAGCCCCUCUUAAGUUGUGGUUACCAUGGUACUGAGGGGACCGGUUCUGGAGCUGGUUGGGAUGCCCUAAGCUCUUCCUGGGAGAAAACUGGAACAACCCUGCCCUACCUCCCCACACUAACUAGUCUCCAGGGCCUCACUAGGGAGUGGGGAGGAAGGCACCUCCCUUGUGACUCCUACAUCGACCAUUAAAGUUAUUUAACAGCUA